AUGAAGAUCACGCUCCUAAAGGUAGAAGAGCCGGAGAAAAUGAGCUACACGCUUCAGGUUUUGUUUAUUAUCGCCCCUAUGGUUUUUGCAAUCGAGGAAAACGUCAAAUCUGCUUAUUCCAUAGUUAAAGAGAAUAAGCGUAUAACUAACCGGACAGUCAAAACAGUUGGUUCAUCUAGUUUGAUGUCCUGCAGCCAGGCGUGCUUAAGGCAGUCGUGGUGUACCUCUACUAAUUAUGACUUCCUUAAGAGGAGUAGUGAAGGAAACUGCGAGCAGAACAAACACAAGUUCUCGUCAAUAAACGAUGAUAUCAAGCUCACUGAUGAAUCAGGCACUACUUUCACAAUGUUUCUUAAGGUAAGAAAGCUCAUAAACGUUUGGAAAAGUUACCACCACUGCUGCACUGGAUAAAGUUGAAAAAUUGUUAUGGACAUAGAAGUUGUCAUAGCAACGAAAUGAUGCUAUUACUCUCUUACUUGCUGCCGUAUUUCUCGAUACUGAGAACUCUUCUUUCAAAAUCGUUCACAGGACCCUUUCCCUUCAAUAGCCGCCUCGAUGUUCGUGAACUUUAAGCGAAAAGUGAAAAAGCUUUAUUGAAAUAUUUUGGGAUGAAGUUUUUACGGUUAGAAAUACGCUAAAAACGGGACAAUCUUGACAAUCUUAUCUAUAAAAAAAGAAGGGCUUUGGAAAUGCAAUUUCACCUCAUAGUAGUUUCAAUCUUUUCAAAAACGAUGUGUCAAAGAUCAUGGAAAUAACUCUAGCCGAUUGUCAGAAAGAACGAUUUGAUUGGUAUGUAUCGAGGCGCUCUUGUUAGCGGUAUUGUAAACACUUUGGUCUACUUAAACAAAUUAGCGAAUAAUUUUAAACUACUGGAUAGAUUUUUUUAAAGAAAUUGGAGAUUCUCGAGAUUAACCGGCCAUCGUCUUAUAUGACCUUUGAGUUUCACGAUUAUUGGUAUAUUGUAGAGCAGUGAAAUAAGGUCUAAUAUAUAGAUUUAGCCAGGGCUAAAAGCGAAGCUUCCAUUAAUAAAUUUAUGAUGUAAAUGAAACAAUAAACUUGUAAUCCAUAAAUCAGUCAACUUAAGGGCACAUCUGUGACUUUUUAGGGAAAGCUAAGGCUAAGUGAUUUUAGAGGGAAAAAGAAUCUUACAUCGAAUUGAUAGGCGUAUAUAUACACCCCAAAAAUAGCAAUGAUCACAGUAGAUUAGGCCUGGAAAACGAAUUCUUGGAAAACAAAUCAGGCCGAAUUUUUGCGUUCGACAAGUUUACUCAACAAAAUCUUGUCAACAACUCCGGGUGAGUGUAAACCAACAUUUCAUACUUUUUAUACAUCACAUCUGAGGUGAAACAGUAAUAUGAGGCGCUGUUUUUAUCAUACAGACCUCGGACAAAAUGCUGCAUUUCACAAUUUUUCAAGACAAAUUGCACCCAUUCAAUAUUCAGAAGCACGCGUGGGAUUUUAGCAAAACCGUUUAAAAAAUUUCCAAAAUCAACUAUACGGCGAGCUGGUUCUCACUUUUGACAAGCGUCAAAUUUUCAGUGAACAUUAAGAGAGUUACGCUUCAACAUAAUAAAGAAUUUACUGUGUUUAUUUUUUUUUAUUUAAUGGUUUUAUAACGAUGUGUAAUCUUAAAAAGCGUUUGAUACGCGCGGCUUUUUGAGUACUCCUGCAAGCGAUGUUUAUGAACGACUGAAAACAAACGGAAAAGCGAUUAAAAUUGCAAGAGACUACUAACAAUCAAUAAAAGAAAUGUAAUUCGGUGAAACAUUUACAGAGACAACAAUUUUCAUUCACGAAGACAAGUAUUAAAGCGUCUCUAAAAAUCCUGAGUCUUUAAGCUUAAGCUUAAAGCUUUUAGCAGGCUUCCUGGUGUUUACCGUUUUCAAAGAUGAACUCGAGGCAAGAAAAUCGCUCAAAGCUUUCUUUCUACAGCCAAAAUUAUAACUAAAUACUCUUCGGAACGUUUUUUCUUUCUAUUUGCGGAGAGAAAAUAUCGACUAAGGGCUUUUUAAAGCUCUGUAAGCUUAUAUCAAACCUCAUACUAGAUCAGAUCAUUGUCUCAGAUCUUACAUGUAAUACAAACGUGCAUAAACUAGCCUCAUAACCUGCGCUCGACUACAUGAAAUAAGAUAUAAAAAAAAACCAAACACAUACAAUUUAUACAAUAAUUACUCAGGCCUACCAUUCAAGAUGCAGGCCCUGAAAACUAUCAGCUAUUGAAGGACUUUUCAACCCGCAUCCAGGAAGGUGAAAGACGAAAACGAUGUCAUCCGAAACCGGAUUUUCAACUUUGAAAUGCGGCGCAUUUCUCAACCAAAAAUUCAAUAAACAAACCAGCCAUGAAUAACAGAAGACAAAAUUCAAUAAACAAACCAGCCAUGAAUAACAGAAGACUGUUGAUAGCAGUUGUAUUUCAUUUUACGCAUCCAGUGGAAAAAGACAGUAAAAAACAUCACAAAUUGACAAAAAACUCUGUCAGCUUCAGCUGUCAAAGUAAACAAGUUUCAAGAUGCUGUAUGAAUUUUCUGCAUGAACUCACCUGUCAAAUUUUGACCAAUCAGAGCAUAAAAAUUGGACGGUCGUAGAGCGUGAUCAACGCGUGACUAUGGUGAGAAAAGUGAAAAGCCUCUGUCUUCCCUGCUUGUAUUUUUAAAUGACUGGCUGAAUUUUCGUGUCCGAGAUCAAUUUGAAAUCAAAAUGUUAAUAGCGCGGGGCCAUAGUGACACAACACUUUCUGUCAUCAUGUCAUUAUUUUGCUGCCGUUCUCUUUGCCUUUGUAUUUCUCUUUCGCGUUGCCUUUGUCUAUUCAUUCUAGCUCUGUCUCGUUCUGCUUGCCGGCGUUUUUCACUAUAAUUUUCUCUCCUUCUUCUCGCCCUGACUCUUUCUUCUUGCCGACGACUUUCUUCGCUAAAAUUUUGUCUUCUUCUUCUACAACGCACUCUCUUUGGCGAUCGCCUUCGCUUGCUCGACGCGUGUCGACUCUUGCUCUCUGUCGUUCACCUUCUCUUUGCUCUCUGCUUAAAACCUGUCGUCUCUACACGCUAAAAUCUCUCUGCUUUUGUUCGGUUGACAUAAUGGCUUUCGUAAGUUGUAAUAGAAAGUUAAAAAGGCUCUGUCGAAAAAUCUUUUUGCUAAGUUGCUUUGAAAUUUCGUUUUUCAAAACCAGUUGCGCGAUAUAAUUGCGCGACGUUCAACGCGCCAUGCGAUUUCCCGCCAAAAAAUCUCUACUUUCCCCUACCCCAAGAGUCCAUGCAGACUACUUUCCACUACCCGGAAAGUCCUUACGGACGGACGUACGCUGACUUCAUAACCAAAAUUUCUCGGAUGGAUAGUUUACCAAAUUAUCUUAGUUAUGGUGCUCCGCUCGCGCGCGCAAGGAGCUCCGCUACAAUUCGCGAAUUUUUGCCAGAAAUUAUAAAUAAAUAAUAAUAAAUAAAUUAAAAAUUUCUAUGGCGCUCUUUCCAGUUGUGAUCAAAAAAGCUGUACAAAAAUUUAUUUAAAAUUAAAUACAAUAUUGAAUAGAGAAAAAGUAAAAAAAUAAAGUUUAAAGUGAUUCGUUAAAAAGAAAGGUCUUGAUUGAUUUCUUAAAACUAUUUCGUGUUUACAAGUGAGAGCCUCUCAUCUCCAAGUUUCAUUUUCAUGUGAACAGCAGUAACUAACAAUGCAUUUGAAAUAUGCAGAAAUGUUAGAUAUUGUAGUCCACGAAAAUACGAAACUGUUGUUGAUCACAGAGAGAUACUGAGGAAAUUAAAGGGACGGGUUCACGUUUCAGCUCAUGCUCAUUUGUCAAAAUGCUGUUUUUCUACCGGGGCACGCUGUAUCGUCUAUGCAAGUAACAUGAUCAUGUCAUAAUGUCAAAGAACCAAUCUGCACACUCCCCUGGCAGUCACUUGCACUUGAUCAACUUAAAUAUUUGCAAAUAGCUGUAAAUUAAUCAACCAUGGAAUAAGCCCAGGUCAACAAUAAAUUCAACGUUGGUAGUGUUGGCAUUAUCCACUAAUUUUUUCUGCGAUUUUAGUACUCCUCCGUCCCACUUUAGGUUACUCUGAAAUACACUUCUACUUUGAAAUACACUCUAUUAUUAACACGGUAUUAUUAACCGACAUGAAUUAAUAAUAAAUAGGAAAAAAGUAAUUUAAUUAAUGAGCAUGCGCUUAACCGUGAACCUGUCCCUUUAAAUCGUGAAUAACAAGUAGAGCGAUUAUUACAAGAGAGAACUUAUUCCAGAGCUCAUGAAUUUACGGAAAUAUAUCACUUAAAACCAAUGCUUCUAGUAAAUUUGUGAAGUCAAUCAAGGAGAGUCUUCUUUCCCGUAUUUACUGGCGAUAAGAGAGCUUAUCAGGGUUAGAAAGCGGCGUUUAUGGCAGCGUUCGGCCACACCCGAAUAUGAAUUACGUAAAUGAUCGAUUAAGCGCUGCUACUCGAGUAAGCACCGCCCCUUUACCGAAAAUAAGUUAUGAAGCGCCGCGGUGCUAAUUUGGGUAUUUACAAAUUAACGCCCCACCUUUGUGAAGACGCUUGAUAUAAAGAGAUCAAAACCAUAUCGCUUGAGAGAUAAUACCUUGAGCAACUCGUGAGUUCUGAAGUUGUAAUGUAGGGAAACUCUCGAAACCGGGUUCAUAUAACAGUUCGAGAAGUACAUAUUUUCACUUUAUUCUCUCUAUAUUCCCCUCAGUUUUUUGCCCGUAGUUAAAAUAAGCGCUGCUCUCGAAUAAGCACCGCUCUUGUAUAUGAAAUGAAAUAAGCGCCGCGGCGCUUAAUCGAUCAUUUGCGGUAAUAAUAGUAUCAAUUAAAAAUUUAUAACGCACCUUUUCCAAGCAAAUAUGAUCAAAAGCGCGUAACAACUGAUGCUUUAAAUGCAGCACUGACACUGGCACUGACUCACAAACUGAGCCAUAUUCCAAUCCCUGAGAGAUCCCAGUAAUGAGUCAGGUAAGCCGUAUUUUUGACAAAAUCUGCUUGAAAUAGAUCCGUUAUGCUAAAUCUGAAAAUAUCGUGUUAGCUCGCAUACGCGUUGAUACAAACGGUCAUAACUUUUAAAAUACUGAAAACGUACAUGGGGUUUUGUAUAUUAUUAAUAACAGAUGGUCUAUCUUUGCGUCUUUUUAGUGUAGAGCUUUCAACUAUGUCCCAAACGUCAGAAAAAAGCUUUUAAAACAGGGUUAUUUUUGGCCUUUCGCUCCAAGGCAAUUAGUUAAGGUCAUAUUUUGCUUGAUUUCGUCUUUCCAGCUAAAUAAGCGGAUAACUGUUACUUUCAGGAAAAACUAGAGAUGUUUACCUAUAAAUAGGUAUAAAAUUCAUUGGUAGAUGGUGCAAAUCAAACAUUUUACAGCGCCGCAAAAAAUGCCAAAUUUUCAGUUUUCAAGACGUGCAAAAUAGCUGUGGCGGGACAAAAUACUCGGCGCCCCCCAGCACGGCCAGAAAAUUAUUGAGAAUCAAAGCAAACCUAUUUUAGUUAUAGUCUCGAUAAAGCCUUUCACUCGGCAGAGUUUCAGGCAAAAUUAUUUUUCACGCGAAAUUGAGUGGGCGGUUUUUACUGAGACAGCCUCUUAUAUACCUCUUAAUUCUGAAACGGUACUAAUACCCCGGCUUUCGGGCGGAGCCUGACUCUAUAUAGCCCAUUGUGGGGAGUAUUCCCCCCAGCUUGAGAUAGAAGGUUUUUUUUUCUGUUUCCGUGUGAAGAUCACUCAGUUUCCAUCUCUAGGUUGAACCCUUGAUCGGCAAUGGAAAACACAUUACAUUAAAACACAUUAAGUCACAUUAAAACACGUGCUACUUUCUAUUAGAAUGGCAUAUUUAAGCUGUGUAAACCAUCUGUGGGAUGUUGAAGUUUUAAAAGGAAUAAGAAAUUAACUGACAAUAAAUGAUUCAUAUAUGUAACUAUAAUUCCACGGGUGCGCGUUGGAUAUGAGAUGGUAGAUAGCCAACUCAACGCUACGCGCCUCGUUGGCUAUAAUCAUGUCAUAUCCAACAAGCACGAGUGGAAUAAUUGUUUUAUUAAAAACGCCCACAAAAUCCCGAUGAGUCUACCCGACUUUAUUUUGUUAGAACAAACCGGAAAAGACAAGGGACUUCCGCUUUUUACAUGUCACACGUCUAUCAAAACUGUCAACGCGCGAACGGACUGGAUGAAUGAACAAUCAAAACAUUAUGGAGAUGAACACUUUUAAAAACUCAUCGGGAUUCUAGGAUAUUACACAACAGGACAGCUAAAAAACUCGCAGAUGAUGAGAACAAAUAUAAUUUUUAAGUGCAGCCGUCGACAUUACUGUGAAUUUGGAUUUUUGGUGCAGUUACAAAGUAAGACCAAUGGAGGAAAACUAUUCCCUCGGUCGCCCUGUCAUGUCCUAUACCGACGCCUGGAUUGCCGUAGUGAAUGGCUGCAUAGCCCGUAUUUGUAGCUAGUUGCUUGUGAUUUAUAUUCUUAUGUCGGAUGAACAGGCUGCAAUUAUCUAUCGGCGAGUGGCUUCGCGAUCAUGAAGAAACAAUACUUGCCUUCUUUCGUACCUGGACGACGAAUUUUAGUUUCAUGUAUUUUCAUGUGUUUCUCGAUACACUUUCAAACAAACUCUUGUGGCUUUUUUUUUUCCCGAUGAAAUUGCAUUUCCUAGUAUUCUGCGAAUGAAAACGAUCUUCUUCGGGCGCCAUUCUAUCCUUCGCGAAAAGAAUCUCAGCUAGCUCUUCCAAUUUUGAACUGACGCGUACACUGACCAUAUAUGAAGAGCAUGAUGUAAUGGCUCAUAUACCAUGAUGGCUAAGCCAAUUAAAACGCUAGAAUAGAAUUCAAUGAUUCAGUUUUUAAAAAAAUAUAUUUAUAGACUAUAUAUACCUUAGUAUGUUUGUGCUGAUACUUAACCUUUUUUCAGGGCUGUCUUAUGACCGGAUGCCUUAAUGGAGGCUCUUGUUCUUUUAAUGAAGGGAAAGACAGUUUUUCCUGCUCUUGCAAGCUGCCAUGGAGUGGAGAAAAUUGCGAACGGGGUAGGUCUCGUAAAUAGUUCCGAGACGAUUUUAUACUAAAAGAAGUUCAGUCCAAAACUAAUAAUUUACCGUUGAAAGGAAAAUCGCAUUUGCCAUGUGCAUUGUGUUUCACAAAAAAUAUACACAAAAUUUUUAUCCAAGCCUAAACAAACCAUAGUUCCCGUGAAAGCCUAAAUGUUCACUUCAAACCAAAAAAAUUUAAGCCUUUGAAAACAAAAUCAAUAUUGAGUCUAUUGAACAAAAACUCAACACAGUUUAUACUCGUGGGUGGAAACAAAGUGGCCCUGACUUUUAUGAUUCAUAACUUUGCCUAAAAAAAACAAGGCAACAAUUCAAUUCGUAGAAUAACUUUGUGUAUCUUUGAUUCUGUUUCGCUGAAAACCAUUUGCUCAUUGCUCAAUGGCGUGCAUCCCAGAACAGUAGACGGAAUAGACACACCUUGUUUUCCUUGAUGAAAUCUUUUUACCCUGAGAAUCUUCUCCUCUAUGCAAUUGAAAUUCCUUGGAUUCCUCCAUCGCAGCAAAAAUCGAUUUUUUCAAGGUCGCUAAAUUAAUAAUAAUAAUAGUAAUAAUGAUAAUAAUAAUAAUUGUUAUUUUGUUGUAAAUUGCAUUGCUGUUAUUAAAUCUUGUAUGCACCUACCCAGUCAUACACAAGGCUAUGAAAAAAAAUCGAAACUUAAUAUUAACCAUUUCAAGGAAAUGGUCGUUGAGGAUAAUAGUCACAGUUAUUAUCAACGAAUAGUGUAUCUCCCCAGUCUACAAUGUAGUAUCCGUAGAAUACUUACCCAUCCUUUCAGCUUUUUAGAUGGUCAAAACCUGUUCGAUUGACAGUUAAAAAUUCUCAUGUGGAGUACCGGACUUAUUGAAUAAUUUUAAAAGCACUUGGCAAUGCAUUUUGUAAAAAUCUAAAAUAAUUGGGAACCGUCUUUCUGCAGUUGCGUCAUCAUGCAGCGAUUUAAAGAAGAGAGACCCUACAGCGGCAAGUGGAAACUACUACAUUGAUACAGAUGGCGAGGGAGAUCUGGUGCCAUUCUCAGUGUACUGUGACAUGACUUACAAGAAUGGAGUUGGCGUGACAGUCAUCAGUCACGACAGUGAGAACAGGACAUAUGUGCAUGGAUAUGAAGCUUCAGGCAGCUACUCACGGAACAUUCACUACUCUGGAGUUAGUGUUUCUCAGCUGGCCAGUCUCACCAGAGUCUCCUCAUGCUGUGAGCAGUUUAUAAAGUACGAGUGUUAUCAUUCAAAGCUGUUCAAAGGCGGAAUAGGUUGGUGGGUGUCACAUGAUUCUAUUAAGAUGGCGUACUGGGGCGGAGCAUCACCUGGCAGUGGUAAGUGCGCGUGCGGGAUGACCAACUCAUGUGCAGACUCCCGUUAUGGCUGUAACUGUGAUAAGAAUGACAAAGUAUUGCGUGAAGACAGCGGCCUCCUAACUGACAAGACAAAGCUUCCAGUAAAACAGCUCAGGUUUGGAGAUACCGGCCAUACCGGAUUUGGCGAAUAUGGCUACCACACUUUGGGAAAAUUAAAGUGUUAUGGUGUAGCAUAA
This is a messenger RNA of Porites evermanni, 8526 nucleotides long. The record is from the annotation of a GenBank genome assembly. Lineage: Eukaryota; Metazoa; Cnidaria; Anthozoa; Scleractinia; Poritidae.